Astyanax mexicanus (Mexican tetra) is the source of this 3546-nucleotide messenger RNA. It is a transcript of the gene ugt2a5, whose product is annotated as UDP glucuronosyltransferase 2 family, polypeptide A5. Gene Ontology annotation, molecular function: UDP-glycosyltransferase activity. Lineage: Eukaryota; Metazoa; Chordata; Actinopteri; Characiformes; Acestrorhamphidae. The coding region runs from base 1022 to 2617 and encodes 531 amino acids. The record is from RefSeq and is a predicted model, not a curated record. The transcript is spliced from 6 exons.
CUCUCAUAAUGCGGCGGUACCUGAGGAAAAUAAUUUCUCUGUACACCUCCUACUUUGAUUCUUUCUUGAGUCAAUUGGUCAAUUUUUAUUUAGGCAAUUGGAUUGGAAAAUAAUGCAGAAGAAACUAAAGUAGAAGCACUUGACUCGUGACAUGAGCUAGUAACCUUCAAGUCCCUUUGCUUGGUUAUAUAGUUAAUUAAAGUCUGUGCCUGUGACCGAAAUGGCUCCCUAUUUACUAUUUAGGGCACCCGAUCUGGCAACAUUGGGAGCCAGUGUAUGCCUUUAAUUUCAGUUGUUUUUCCAUGUAGUUCAUUAUUUAAGUGAGGAUUAUGUUUGUAUCAGCAUAAAUAUAACAGUCAGAGAGAUUACUCCAUGAUCAGCUCAGAGCUCCUCUAACUAACAGUACUCCUAACAGUACAUUAAGUCACAGACCUGCAUAAAAGCCCAGUCAUCUAAACAAGUAAAUACAUCAAUUAAAUAUUAAAAAUACAGUGAUUUACUGUAAAACCAUCAAAAUCUUGAAAAAUAUUGUGACAUACAUUGUUGGUCAUAUCGCCCAGCACUGGCUUCAUUUCAGCCAAGCAGAAGCUCAUUUUGAAGGCUGAUCAGCUGAUUAAACAAGUGUAUUCCGGUGUGUCUUUGAUUAUCUAGUCCUUUCCUUAAGUAUUCUUUGUACAGCAGUGCUUGUCUCUUUUUCCUGCCUAGUUAAGUGUUUUUCUGGCACGCUUAUGCAUACCAUAGAUUUCAAGGAUUUCCAGGCUUGGGAAAACAAAUAAUUCCCUGUAGCCUGAAGUCACAAGCCAAAGGUUGCGUAAGUUAGCUUAUUCACUGAUUGGAGGCUGUGCACUGAGCACACACACACAGGCGGCUGAAUGUGUACCCGCCCCUUUCCUCUGUUCCAGUUCAGUGUAACUUAAAUCAGAGUUCAGGGAUGAGGCUUGUUCAGGGACGCACAAGCUUCGUGGUACUGGCAACAAGCAACCGAGCUAACUGUUAGCUUUAUGCGUUAAAGUUUGAUGCAAUGGUUUCCAGAUGUGUGCUGCCUGUGGUAGCUUUGCUGCUGCUGUGUGGGUCUGAAAUUGCUCUCGCUGGAAAUAUUCUGGUGCUUCCUGGUGAAUACAGCCACUGGCUCAACAUGCGUGCAAUCGUGGAGGAACUGAUCAGUAGGAACCACAGCGUGACUGUUCUGACCCACAGCGGCUCGCCUUCCAUCAAGUUCUCGCAGAAAGAUGCCUUCAAAUCUAUUGUUUUUAAGAUCGACAUGGAGCAGCAAGAAGUUCAGGCCAUGUGGCAGAACUUCAUCAAUGCUUGGAUGAAUGACUCCAUCACCGGGAUUCGGACGUUGACCGUGUUUUGGAACAUGAUUGCGGAUUUUUCCACUUUCCUUGAGACAGCAUGCGAAAGAAUGCUUCUUAACCAGGAGCUCAUAGCUUCACUUAGGGAGUCAAACUUUGAUGCAGUUCUGUUUGAUCCUGUGAUGCCGUGCAGUGAUCUUUUGUCAGAAGUCCUCGGCCUGCCCAGUGUGGUGUCUGUUCGGCUGACGUUAGCGUACAGUGCGGAGAGACUGUGCGGUCAGUUGCCAGCUCCACCAUCGUACGUGCCUGCUGUUGCCACCCAGGGGCAUCUUACGGAUCGGAUGGGUUUCUUAGAGCGGGUGGAGAACAUGCUGCUGUACAUUGCUCACACUGCAGUUUUCCAGCUGCAUGUUAUGUUAACCUUUGAUAAGUAUUACACUAAAAUAUCAGGCAAACCCACAACACUGUGUGACACUUUGGGUAAAGCUGACAUCUGGUUAAUCAGAACUUACUGGGACUUUGAAUAUCCACGGCCUUUACUGCCAAACUUCAAAUUUGUUGGUGGAUUGCACUGCAAGCCGGCAAAGCCACUUCCAAAAGAGAUGGAGGAGUUUGUUCAGAGCUCAGGGGAUGAUGGGAUUGUGGUGUUCUCCCUGGGUUCCAUGGUAAAGAACCUCACCAAAGACAGAGCGAACACCAUCGCUUCAGCGCUCGGACAGAUCCCACAGAAGGUGCUGUGGAGAUACUCAGGAGACAAACCUGAUACUCUUUCUCCCAACACAAAACUCUAUGACUGGAUUCCUCAGAAUGACCUACUAGGACAUCCCAAGACCAGAGCCUUCAUCACCCAUGGUGGCACAAAUGGACUGUAUGAAGCUAUUUAUCAUGGUGUCCCAAUGGUCGGUAUACCGCUGUUUGCUGACCAGCCGGAUAACCUGCUCCACAUGAAAACCAAGGGAGCAGCUGUUACAGUCGACUUCAAUAAAAUGAAGUCUGAAGACCUGAAGGAGGCUCUCACUGAAGUCAUUAACAAUCCAUCGUACAAAGAGAGCAUGAUGAGGCUGUCACGCAUCCAUCAUGAUCAACCUAUGAAGCCACUGGACCAGGCUGUGUACUGGAUCGAGUUUGUGAUGCGCAACAAGGGGGCCAAGCACCUGAGAGUCGAGGCCCAUAACCUCACUUGGUAUCAGUACCACUGCCUGGACGUUAUUGCCUUUUUGCUCUCAAUAGUCGCUCUGGUCAUCUUCAUCUUUGUGAAAACGUGCAAGUGGCUGUUCCGUAAAUGUUGCAGAAGAUCCUCCGCCAAGAGCAAAAAGGAGUGAAUGAUGUAGAGCCGAUCACUGUAUAAGACAAGAGUGUGAUGUCUUGUCUUUAUGGGUUCAUAGACCAAAAAGCUGUGUUAUACAUUAAAUCCUUGCUGUUAUGUAAAAACCUUCAACGUGGGGCGCCGAGUGGUCAAGCGGUCUAUAGCGCUGCCACUAUAAGCGGGAGGUCGCAGGUUCGAGCCCCCGCUCAUGCAGCUUUACCAUCAAGCUGCCGGCGCUCAGAGGGAGCAAAAUUGGCACUUCUCCCUCCGGGUGGGUAGAUGGCGCUGUCUCCCCACAUCAGUCCUAGGGUGAUGUUCACAGCACAGGGCAUCUGUGAGCUGAUGUAUCAGAACCGAGUUGCUGCGUUUUCCUCCGAGCGAGCUGGCUGCUCGGUAAUGCUGCAUCAGCAGCAGCUCGAAAAGAAGCGGUGGCUGGCUUCACAUGUAUCGGAGGAAGCAUGUGUUAGUCUUCACCCUCCUGGUGUGUUGGGGCAUCACUAGUGAUAGGGGGAGUCCUAAUGAGUGAGUUGGGUAAUUGGCCGUGUAAAUUGGGGAGAAAAUAAGAAAUAAAAUUAUUUAAAAAAAAAAAAACGUUCAACAUGUUGACAUUGUGAGUCUGGCUGGCAGUCGUUCUUUAUAUUAUACAUUAUAAGAAUGUAUUGUUUAAUGGACCAAUAGAGUUGCUCCAAAAUAUAUUGGAAUAAAAUCCAAGGUUUUUGCAUGACAGCGACAAAAUGUUUGCGAUACAUUUCACAAGUUUACACUGUUUUACUGUGGGAGCCAGUGACUGCAAGUUCUAAGAUCUUCAGUAAUCAGAACAAAUGGUUAAUGAAUGAAUCAUUUUAAGAAAUGUUUUAUGAAUUACUUCUCUUGAUAUCAGGGAUUUUAUCCAUGUCUUCUUGUACAAGUUGUUUGUUAAAUAAAAUACAAUUUUGAUAAUUUAAA